Messenger RNA from Danio rerio (zebrafish), 2399 nucleotides. The record is from RefSeq and is a predicted model, not a curated record. Lineage: Eukaryota; Metazoa; Chordata; Actinopteri; Cypriniformes; Danionidae.
CAUCUGUUGCCUGAUGUCUGUCUAAUAAUGACAGGAAGUUUAAAUGUCAUUGCAGAACAUCUGGCUUUCAUCAGAUGCACAUAUGGAAAAACUGACUGAACAUUCUUUAGUGAAUGAGGGCUUGUCUUCUGGGAUUUCUGGAGGCUGGACUGCAAAGAAGUAUAAAGCUGCAAAAGUUGUGUUUCACAACUCCAAGUACAGUGCAAGCUCAGCAACACGUCCAAGAACUUUGAAGGAAAUAUUACAUUUUGAUUUACAGUGUGAAAAGCUUCCCUGACAAGAAAACUACAAGACAUCUGCAGAAUUCCAACGUCCUCACUGUUGAAACUCACUAUGAGCUCUUUAGGUGUUUGUUCGCUGGAAGCUUCUGAGGGCAGCAGUGAAAAAAUUGUGCUAAAUGUGGGUGGGGUAAAACAUGAGACCCUCAGAACUACCCUAAUGAGCCUUCCAGGGUCCCGUUUGGCUGAGCUGGUGAACACAGAGAAGUCUCCUUCAGAGCUUUUUUUUGAUCGCCACCCUGAAGUCUUCGCUCAUGUGCUGCAGUAUUAUAGAAGCGGGAAACUGCACUGUCCCAGCAACCUGUGUGGGCUUUUGCUGGAAGAGGAGUUCACCUUCUGGGGUAUUAGCAGUGCUGAUGUGGAGCCCUGCUGCUGGGAGACCUUUCAACAGAAUAAAGAGACCCUGAAGGCAUUGGCUGGGAUUAAACCCUCAGUGAUGAAGAAAGAGGAGGAAUCAGGUCAAAAACAGCAAUCCAGCAGCUCUAGAGGCUGGCAGAGGAAGAUAUGGGCUCUCUUUGACAAGCCGUACUCAUCUGUCUGCGCUAGAAUCAUUGCUAUCAUAUCUCUGUUCUUCAUCCUCCUCUCCAUCAUCGCAUUUUCUCUUUGGACUUUGCCCAGCAUCAAUUCGCACCAAUUUCUCAAUGCAUGGGCAAGCAACUCAACCGAUGAUUUUUCCAGGACCCGUCCUCCAGAAGCUCAAGCUCUUGACGCAGUGGAAAUAGUGUGCUCGAUAUGGUUCGUGUUCGAGUUUGCGAUACGUGCAGGCAGCUGUCCAAGCAAACUAUGGUUCUUUAUUAAUGUUAUGAACAUUGUCGACCUGCUGGCUCUCUUCCCGUGGUUCUUCCGAUGGAGUUCAAACAAUUUCAGUGUAUUUGCAUUGGGUUUUCUGCACGCAAUGCGAUGCAUACGUCUCCUUCGUGUCUUCAAACUAAUGCAGCAUGUGUUUGGUGUGAGAGUGUUGACGCACACACUUCGUGCAAGUUUGACGUCUCUUUGCAUCGUUCCUCUUUUACUCUCCAUUUGCACGCUCAUAUUUGGCACCAUGUUUUAUUUUGCUGAAUUGACUCAUAAGGACUCGUACAUUAGUAGCAGUAGCGGUCUAGAUGGAUUUUGGUGGGCUCUGGUAACGCUGACCACAGUGGGUUAUGGAGAUAUGUUGCCUGUAACAAGGCAAGGCAAAUGUGUAGCAUUCCUUUGUGCAAUGGUCGGGGUUUUGCUUAUCGUUCUGCCAGUGCCCAUAAUCGUCAACAACUUCCUCAAGUUCAGCUCCUUGGUCAAGACUAAGCAUUCAAUGCCCAGAAUGAAUGAGAAAAGGAGUGUCGAUGUAGGUCCUUCAUAUUCUACUUAGAGAUUAGAACAAGAGGUAUGGAUAAAUUAUAGGAUAAUGUUAUAGUAUAAACAUCAUGUGACCCAGUGGGCACAUUGAUGUCACAACAACAACAAAAACAUGUCAAAAAAUCGAUUUGAUGUCAAUUACAAAAUUUUGGACGUGUCAAGACGACAUUGAAUUGACAUCAAGACGACAUCAAAUUGAUAUCUAACAUUGGCGUCAAAAAACACAUCAAAAUGUGAAUCGAUUUGAUGUCAGGUCAUUACCUUGACGUCAAAACAACGUCAAAUUGACAUCUAACAUUGGUGUAAAAAAACGACUGUCCUGUAAUCAAUUUUUGACGUUUUUUAUACCAAUUUUGGUGUCGUUUUGACAUCAAGGUAGUUUACUUGCCUUGUAGAGACACAAAAUCCAUAGUAGCUUUGUCAUUAGUAAUUGAAGCUUUCAGAUGAUGAAAAUUUCUUAUAAUAUAUUUAGGGCUGCACAAUAUAUCGUUUCAGCAUCGGUAUCGCAAUGUGUGAAUCUGCAAUAGUCACAUCGCAGAAUUUGCAAUGUCAAGUUGGUAUUAUAGUUCUGAACAUAUGAUUUGUGGAGUCAUCGCUAAGUUUAACCAUAAAGUACAGUGAAAGGUUUUCAUUUGGAUGGGUUUUAAAGACCGGUGACUGUAUGAUUUACAGUUUUUCCUCAGUCGCUUUGGUGCAUUUCUCACAACACUAUUUACAUUUGCACAACAAUUAAUGCAUUUCUCAAAACAAUUAGUACAAACGGCAAAACCUUGUUGAUAACCUGCA